AUGUCAGUCUCGGUCGCAUCUCUGGGCACCACGCCCUAUGCUGCGGCAUUAGGGGUUGUCGCAGUCAUCUACUUCCUAAUCUACCCAUUUGUUGUUUACCUCAGAGACUCCAAAGGCCUUCGACGAUUCCCAAACAUGUCCACCUUCUCGGGCAUAUCCAACCUCCCCUUCAUGAUCCUCGCUCAUGGAGGCGCCCGAUCUUCCGCGAUGGCCAAGAUGCACAAGAAGGAGCCAAUCCUUCGAACUGGCCCAAACACUUUGUCCUUUGGUAGCGUCAAGGCUAUCAAGGGCAUAUACGGUCACGGCACCCCCUGCACCAAAGACGAAUCGUACGUGCUCACGGCUGGAACUCAUUUCCACUUGGCCGACGUCGUCGACAAGCCCGACCACGCACGAAAGCGAAAGGUUCUCUCCUCCGCUUACGCUCUCAAGAACCUCGAGGAAUGGGAAUACAAGGUCGCCGACAAGGUGCAAAGAAUGAUGAACCACUUUGAAAAGUGCUGCACGGCUCCUUUGCCCAAGGGGGUCAAGUACCCCAACCCCGAGGACGUCAAUGUCGACUUCCGUGCGUGGUCCAACUUCUUCUCGCUCGAUGCCAUUGCCGACAUUGGUCUCUCCGAGAAACUCGGCCUCCUUGACCGAGGUCAUGAUCGAGUCGAGGCGCAGGAGAAGAACGGUGCCAUUUUCGAAGCCAACCUCCGAGAAUGCCUCUAUCCCACUGCUCGCAAGCAAUCUCUCCUCCUCUGGAGCUACGAUAACUACAAGCUGCUUGAUAAGAUUUCCAACAUCAUUCCUUACUACAGACGCAUGUCCGAAUCGAGCCGAGGCUGGGAUGCUAUUGUCCUCCGCCGGGCGAACCUCCGACUGCAACGCUAUAAUGCCGGUGAAAAGCUUGAUGACUUCUUCCAAGCCCUAAUGGAGGACAAGAGCGGUAACCCCCACAGCCUCGAAUGGGGCGAGGUUGUUGCCGAAAUCAACAUCAUGAUGAACGCCGGAAGUGUUACUACUGCCAUCGCCCUUGCCAACGUCCUCUACCAGCUCCUUCUCAACCCUGACAAGAUGGAGACCCUGCGAAAUGAGAUCGACUCCGUUUUGGAGCCCGAUGAGAUGGUUGCUCCUUACGACAAGGUGAAGCAUCUUCCUUACCUUCGAGCCUGUCUGGAUGAGUCCCUUCGACUUUGGCCUCCUACUCCUCAAAGUCUUGGUCGCAAGACUCCCCCUGAAGGUACAACCAUCAUGGGUCAGUACAUCCCAGGCAACACCACGGUUGGCAUCUCGGCUCUCGUGGCACAUCGCGAUGAGACCGUCUACCCAGAGGCCGAAAAGUACCUUCCGGAGAGAUUCCUCGGUGAAAAGGGCAAGGAGCUUCAGUCUUGCUUCAUCACCUUCUCAGCUGGUGCCAGAGGUUGUAUUGGCCGCAACAUCUCCUACCUUGAGCAGGCUGUUUGUCUUGCCUCUCUUGUACACAGGUACGAGUUCGCUCUGCCUGCGGGCUUCGAGCUCAAACGGGAAGAGACCAUGAACCACAUCUUGGGAGAGAUGCCUAUCAAGGUGUGGCGAAGAGAUCUUGGUGAGGAGGAAUGA
This is a messenger RNA of Fusarium keratoplasticum, 1584 nucleotides long. RefSeq lists its product as uncharacterized. The record is from RefSeq and is a predicted model, not a curated record. The coding region runs from base 1 to 1584 and encodes 527 amino acids. Gene Ontology annotation, molecular function: iron ion binding; monooxygenase activity; heme binding. NCBI's taxonomy places the organism in Eukaryota, Fungi, Ascomycota, Sordariomycetes, Hypocreales, Nectriaceae. The transcript is spliced from 2 exons.